Solanum stenotomum is the source of this 780-nucleotide messenger RNA. RefSeq lists its product as uncharacterized. The coding region runs from base 11 to 604 and encodes 197 amino acids. The record is from RefSeq and is a predicted model, not a curated record. Lineage: Eukaryota; Viridiplantae; Streptophyta; Magnoliopsida; Solanales; Solanaceae. The transcript is spliced from 2 exons.
UUGAGACUCGAUGAAGGGAAAGCAGGAAUCCGUAAAGCUAUUGAGUUUAAUUGAACCUGUAAACUGUGCCCUGCCUGUUAAGCGAAGGUGCGGGAAAAUGGGAAUUUGGAGCUUGAUGAAUUUCGGCAAAGAAACUGUGAAGAAGGUAUGUGAAAUUUCCUAUGGUUACAGCAUGGAGGCUGUUAGAAAGAUGGACGAAAUCGUUAGAGUUAAAAGCCUCGAAAAACUUGGCGAGUACAUGGCGGAUGAUGAAGGUCGUGCUAAGAUGGUUUAUUUUAGUGCAAAAUUCGUCAAAAAUGCUUCACUUUAUGCAUUCAAGGAAGCAGCCAACAUCUUAAUUCCUGGUGGAAGGGCAUUUGCCAAAAUUUUCGCUGAAACAGUUCGUGAAAUAGAAACUGAGUCUCGAAAUAAUGCCACUGGUGUCGCGGCAGAGAUGCUGAAAAGCAGAGAGCUGAAGUUGGGUUCUAAAAACAAAGUUCAUGUUGAUUCAUUUACACAUCAAACACCUGAAGAUGUCCUGAGAUUUUUCAUGAUGAUGGAAUUUAUGGGAACUCGUUAUCUCGACUCUUUGCUGGUUUCUGAUCAUGGACAACGGAACGUAUAAUUGAAGUAAAAUUUCACUUGGUAUCAAGUAGUUAAAUUCAAGUUACCUCUUUGUUUUCAAUAGUAUGAAUAUGUCUCGUAACAUGUGGCAUUACUAUUUCAAAAAAUAAAAGAAAAUACUUAAAAUUAUGUCAUUGUAUAGCUUUGAAUAAUACAUAAACGUGCCUUUCUAAACGG